Oncorhynchus kisutch (coho salmon) is the source of this 1172-nucleotide messenger RNA. Its product is annotated as 28S ribosomal protein S29, mitochondrial-like. Gene Ontology annotation, molecular function: structural constituent of ribosome. Lineage: Eukaryota; Metazoa; Chordata; Actinopteri; Salmoniformes; Salmonidae. Gene Ontology annotation, cellular component: mitochondrial small ribosomal subunit; mitochondrial ribosome. Bases 16 to 870 code for a protein of 284 amino acids. The transcript has 8 exons. Gene Ontology annotation, biological process: apoptotic process. The record is from RefSeq and is a predicted model, not a curated record.
GUAUUGUGUUGAAUUAUGUUGGUGUUGACCUUGACUGGUUGUGUAGAUGGGGUGAAGGGCAGUGGGAAAACGAUGUCUCUCUGUCAUGCUGUCCACUACUGCUCCAAACAGGGAUGGCUAGUACUACACAUACCAGAUGCCCACCUUUGGGUGAAGAACUGUAAGGAGCUGUUGCCCUCCUCCUACCACGCCUCCCGCUUUGACCAGCCAAUACAGGCCUCCAACUGGCUACGCAACUUCAGAACCACCAAUGAACACUUCCUCUCCAAGAUCAAGUUGAGGCAGCGGUACGUGUGGACUAAGAGAGAAAGCACUGAGGAGGGACGGCCACUAGGGGAGCUGGUGGACAUGGGAGUGUCUCGUGUGAAGAGCAGCAGUGAUGUGGUGGGGGCAGUUCUAAAGGAGCUGAGGCUACAGGCUGGGGGGACAGAGGGGGGCUUCAGGCUGGCUGUGGCUGUUGAUGGAGUCAACGGCCUCUGGGGAAGGACCACGCUUAAGAAGGAAGACAAGAGCCCUGUGGCUCCAGAGGAGUUGACAUUGGUUCAUAACUUGAGGAAGAUGAUCAACAAUGACUGGUGUGGAGGGGCGGUCAUCGCGACUCUGUCUCAGACAGGAUCUCUCUACGCUCCAAGCUCUGCCUACCUGCCCCAGGAACUGCUGGGAGAGGAGGGCUUUGACAGCAUGGACCCGUUUAUCCCAGUACCAGUCUCCCUCUACAGUGAGAAGGAGUUUGAGAGCUGUUACCUCUACUACCUGGACCGCCACUGGCUACAACAUCCACACAGUCAGACAGAGGAAGGGAAGAAAGAACUGAUCUUCCUCAGCAACAGAAACCCUUCUGUACUGGAGAGACUGUGUGCCUUCCUGUAACAUCACACAUGGGCCCACACACCAAUAGAGAUAGGACUCAUAUCUGUGACAGCAUGGGCAGCGCCAUUGAGGCUACAACCCAUAGGAAUCCCUACGGGAUUCUUUGACCACUUUAAAAUGGUGGAAGCCCUCGAUGGUGCUGCCCAUGCGACAUCAAGGCCACUAGCAUUCUCUAUGGGACAAACGCCAAUACAGACUCAUACAUGGAUUAUAACAUUGCAGUUGUGUAUGUGUCCCUCCAUAAAUUAUUCUGUUGUGAUGCAUGAUAGUGUCUUUCAUAAUAAAAAUAUACAUGAAAAACA